AUGGUAACAGGAGAAGAAAUUGAAGAAGUGGAACAGUACGUAUAUUUGGGAAAAAUCGACAAGACCACACAUACAAAUAUCUUCAAUUCAACAGUGCUGCCAGCCAUGAUUGUCAUUGACCUGUUCUUCUGUGACAUCUCCCCACUGUUAUUGUUCUCCUUCUCCGAUACCAGCAACUACUGCCUGGUACUUCUGGCCAUGGCUUGUUUGUUUGGGGUGUUCACCAGCCUGACUAUCCUCAUCUCCUAUGUUUUCAUCCUCUCCACCAUCCUGAAUAUCUGCUUCGCCAAGGGGAGGCACAAAGGGUUCAACACUUGCACCUCCCACUUGACGGUCAUCACCAUAUUCAGUCCAACACCAAACAUUCAUGGG
Messenger RNA from Chrysemys picta bellii (western painted turtle), 372 nucleotides. The record is from RefSeq and is a predicted model, not a curated record. NCBI's taxonomy places the organism in Eukaryota, Metazoa, Chordata, Testudines, Emydidae.